CGCCUCCCGCCGCUGCCCCGGCCGUACCCGCGGAGAGCCCGCGCCCGGCCGGGAUGGCCGCGGUUUCCUCGGGGAUGGCGUAGCGGCUGCUCCCGCCGGGCCCAGCGCUUCCUGCGCCGCCCUCAGCCCCGCUCAGACCGGUCAUGGCGCGGCCCGAGGCCGGUUAUGAAGCGGCGGUGCCGCCCCGCCCCGCCUGCACCUACACCAGCUGCUACUGCGAAGAAAAUGUUUGGAAGCUUUGUGACUACAUCAGGAGUCAGGAUCGGUACCCUUUAGAAGAAUUUUACGCUGUUUUCAUAUCCAAUGAUAAGAGGAUGAUUCCACUCUGGAAGCAGAAAUCUGGACAUGGAGAUGAGCCUGUUGUCUGGGACUACCAUGUUAUUCUGCUUCAUCUUUGCAGCGGGGAGCAGAGCUUCAUUUAUGACCUGGACACAGUGUUGCCCUUUCCCUGUCCUUUCCAUGUGUACAGUGUGGAGGCCUUCAGGUUGGAUGACAGCCUUCGGCCAGAGUUUCACAGGAAAAUCAGAAUGGUUCGAGCAGAUUUGUACUUGAAGACAUUUGCUUCAGACAGAUCUCACAUGAAGGAUGCAAAUGGAAAAUGGCAGAAACCUCCUCCUCCAUAUCCUUGCAUUGAAACUGCAGCACACAGAUCCCAUUCUGGCAAAGCAGUGUUGGCAGGAGGAAGUUUUCACUCUGCUCAGUGUGGUGGGUUUGCCUGCAUGAAAUGUUUGAAGUUUCUGUACCAGGUGAGGGGACCCCAGGAUAUUUUAAGUCACUGGCAAGUUCUUCCUAAGCCUUGAGCCUCUUUUGACUGUGCCGGGAUGCCAGGUGCCCACCAGAGUUGCUCAGUCACUCUCACCCACAGCUGUACAGAGGAGAGAAAAUGCAAUGAAAACUCGUGAGUUAAGGAUGGAGAGAGAUCACUCACCAGUAACUGUCAUAGGCAAAACAGACUCAACUUAGGGAAAUUAGUUCAAUUUAUUACCAAUCAAAAUCAGAGCAGGAUAAUGAGGAUCAAAACAAGUCCUAAAAACACCUUUACUCCGCCCCCUCUCUUUCCCAGUCUUAGCUUUAUUCCCAAUUCUCUACCUCCUCCCCCCCUCUGUGGGGAAUGGGGAUCACAGUUCAUCACAGGUUGUUUCUGCUGCUGCUCAGGGACAGGAGUCCUUCCCUUGCUCCAGUGUGGGGCUCCUCUCAUGCAGUCCUUCAUGAACUUCUCCAAUGUGAGUCCAUCCCAUGGGCUGCAGAUCUUCAUGAACUGCUCCAGUGUGGCUCCCUUUCCACAGGGUGCAGUCCUUCAGGAUCAGGCUGUUCCUGCAUGGAUCCCCCACGGGGUCACAAGCCCUGCCACCAAACCUGCUCCAGGAUGGGCUUCCCACAGGGUCACAGCCUCCUUUCAGGCAUCCACCUGCUCCAGCCUGAGGCUCCUCCCAGUGCUGCAGGGGCACAGCUGCCUCAGCAUCAUCUUCACCGUGGGCUGCAGGGGAAUACCUGCUCUGGUGCCUGGAGCACCUCCUGCCCCUGAUCCUUCACUGACCUUGGUGUCUGCAGAGGUGUUUCACCCACAUAUUCUCACUCUUCUCUGGCCACAAUUGCUUCUGUGCAGUAGCCUUUUUUAAGUUUCUUAAAGGAAGAGGUACUACAACAGUCACUGAUGGGUUCAGCCUUUGCCAGAGGUGGGUCCAUCCUGGAGCUGGCUGGCACUGGCUCUGUUGGACAUGGGGGAAGCUUCUGGAGGAGCCAGCCCUACAAUCCUCCCUGCUACCAAAAACUCUUGGAAUUGAAUUGAGCAAUCUUGAUCAUAAACAAAUUAAGCAUUUUUCUCCUACUAGUAACUCAAAGGGAAUAAAUCUUAAACUGUAUUUGUCCUGCUCAUAGGGUUGCAAAAUAAAUCAUCAAAAAUAA
This is a messenger RNA of Melospiza melodia melodia, 1905 nucleotides long. It is a transcript of the gene NTAQ1, whose product is annotated as N-terminal glutamine amidase 1. The coding region runs from base 144 to 800 and encodes 218 amino acids. The record is from RefSeq and is a predicted model, not a curated record. NCBI's taxonomy places the organism in Eukaryota, Metazoa, Chordata, Aves, Passeriformes, Passerellidae. Gene Ontology annotation, cellular component: nucleus; cytosol. Gene Ontology annotation, molecular function: protein-N-terminal glutamine amidohydrolase activity; protein-N-terminal asparagine amidohydrolase activity. The transcript has 7 exons.